UUAGCCCUCGUUCUGACCGACCCAUAACGAUGCCUCCGCCUUACCAUGGUUCGUGUCUAUGUGGGAAGGUUGAGUUUGAAGUGAACACAGAGCCAAUGGUUACGGUAUGCUGUCACUGCAAGAAUUGUAAGAAAUAUACUGGGACUGUCUUCAGUACUAGCGUCCUGUUCCCGGCUAACAAUCCGAUAACAAUCACGAAAGGAGAGAACUUCAUUGGUACCUUCAAUGACACCAGUCAAGACUCUAGCAAUGAGCUAUCCCGCAAAUUCUGCAGCCUCUGCGGUUCUUCGCUUUAUAAUGAGGGCGGUGGCGAUGGACAUCAAGUUGCUGUAUUAUAUAGCGCACUGGACGACUUCAAUGUAACUAUUGGUGAUGGAAUUACGGAGGAGGUGAAACCACAGUUGGAAGUAUAUACGAAGGAUAGGACGUCCUGGGUACAUCCUGUUGAAGGAGCUCAGCAGUCGAAGACAAGGCCGGGAAAAGAUCAGUUUGCCGAUGUAGGGAUACGCUCAUAAAAUUUGUGAUUAAUGGUGAUGCUCGGCAGCAUGGACAGCUUGGAUCGCGCAACGAGCUUGUUUGUAAUAAUUUAAGUUUAGCAUGUGUUCCAGUAUUUAUCUCCGAUAAUUUCCG
Molecule: messenger RNA, 630 nt
Organism: Fomitiporia mediterranea MF3/22
Lineage: Eukaryota; Fungi; Basidiomycota; Agaricomycetes; Hymenochaetales; Hymenochaetaceae
Exons: 3
Coding region: 30-515 (161 amino acids)
Molecular function (GO): carbon-sulfur lyase activity
Source: RefSeq, a predicted model, not a curated record